CAAGUCAAAGCAAACAUGCAGAAAUUCACAUUAAACACGAGUCAUCAGGGACCGACUCACACUUUGACCCCGCCGUCAAUAACACCACCCCCUCACAGAGACACAGAGACAGAUACAGAGACGGGGACGGAGACGGAGAGACAGACUGAGGACGGACUCUUACGGUUCUGUUUGCUGCAGAUCUGGAUCAUGGUGGAACCGACUGUGAAACCAGCUGCUGUUCUGCUGCUGCUUCUGCUGCACGACUGUCUGGCAGAACAUGUCUUCCUGGACAGCCAGGUGGCGUCUCAGGUGUUGGUGAGGAACCCUCGGGCCAAUAAGCUGUUUGAGGAGCUGAAACCAGGUAACCUGGAGAGAGAGUGUGUGGAGGAAAUCUGCGACCACGAAGAAGCCAGAGAGGUUUUCGAACAGCCGGACAAAACAGAGGACUUCUGGGAGAAAUAUCAGGACUGUCAUGGAACUCAGCUACCGAGGACACAAGACAACAUCAACAUCAUCAGGCAGUGUACAGGAGGUCACUGUAUUUCCGGUAUAGGUGUGAAAUAUGAAGGAGAAAUCAACAUCACACAGUCAGGGAGACAGUGUCAAUACUGGACACACAGCUUCCCACAUCCCAUAAUAAGGUAACCAAGCAACAGCUUC
Plectropomus leopardus (leopard coralgrouper) is the source of this 642-nucleotide messenger RNA. The record is from RefSeq and is a predicted model, not a curated record. NCBI's taxonomy places the organism in Eukaryota, Metazoa, Chordata, Actinopteri, Perciformes, Serranidae.